AUGUCUCUUCAAGAGCCCAGCGAUCGAGAGCGCCGCAUGUACUAUUGCGGCCUUCCAAGCGGCCCGAAACUGGUCGCCCGAUCCAGCAUCACGCCCUGGUUUCAGCCUCAUGAGUGGCCGAAGAACAAGAGGCUUGAUGUGGCUACGGGACACAAGAUUCAGCAGCUAUGGAAUGACCCACAAGGAUCCCUUCGAAAACUCAUCAUCGGAAACCUCAGCGGCAUCGAUUGGACCGCCAUUGACAUCUUGCGCGUUGGGUACGAGGACGCAUACCAAGAUGAUGACCGACUAUCACAGUGCCCAGUCACGAUGCUCAUUUCCAUAACUGAGAACUCGACUUCGUUCCGACAGGCAGAAGCCACAAUCAUCGCGUGCAAAGAUAUUCUCAUCCGGUUCGGGCUCAAUGACGUUGAAGUCGAGAUGAAGGAAAGUAUCGUCAGCACCACUGCCUCGACCCCAGGCCCGGCUACCUCGGACCCGUCAGCUGGCCAAAGCGCCCCACGUCUCGACCCUGGCCCUUUCGACAACGACAUCAACGAUAUUAAGUACGACUUCUUUCGGGACAUCUCAGAGUAUAUAGGAACGUCGAUUGAUUCACCUCAUGAGCUCAAAGAAGGGACAAAGGGCCUCUACCUACAGGGCAACGAUGGUAAAACGUACGCACUUGCAUGUCGACAUAGUCUUUUCUCGGCAGAAUAUUGCAAAGAGUACCGUUACUACGAUGGGAACGACACCAAAUAUGUCCUUCAGCCAGGGAGCGACAAUCUGAGCAAGUUAGUGGGACGCUUCAAGGGUAGGAAGGAAGCAAUUGAUGAGACCAUUAAGGAGAUGGCAAAGCCCGCCUAUGACGCCCCCGGAUUCCAGGACAAGCUCCCAGACUUCUUGCAAGAACAAAUUCUGCUGCAGUCUUGCCAGCCUCGCAUGGAACAGUUUGAUAACGAGGCCUGCGCUGUCAUUGGUCGUGUUGAGUUCUCGCCUCCUAUCGAACUUUGCUCUCAACGUCUCAGACUCAGAGAUUGGGCUCUAGUCGAACUAGCACAGGACAGCUUUACCACCAGGCUGAGCGAGCUCAGAAACAAGAUCCCAGUCACGCAAGACCUCUCGUCGCUCGUGAGCAAGAUCCCUGCCUCUCCGACCGAGAUGGCCUGUCGGCUACGCUUUUCAGCUUCUCAUGAACUGGCUAUUGGACCCAUCAUUAUCCCCGGAAGUGAGCAAGGCCCCCCGGGCCUUGUUAUCUUGAAGCAUGGUCGCACAACUGGAUUCACUGUCGGACGUGCCAAUGGUGUCCACUCCGUCCUUCGUCACGCCUUUGAAAUAGCGGAAGAGGUGGUCUCUAGCGAAUGGUGUAUCGUUGGGCUUGGCAAUGCUUUCUCCGAUAAAGGGGACUCAGGAGCUGUUGUUUUUGACCUCGAGGGCCGGGUUGGUGGCAUGAUCACGGCUGGAUUGAGAAAGCAGGACAAUGCCGACGGUUUCGAUGUCACUUACGCCACGCCUAUGCAGUGGCUUCUGGACGACAUCAAGCGACACGGGUACGAUGUCGAGCUGCCUAAUUAG
This is a messenger RNA of Fusarium odoratissimum NRRL 54006, 1554 nucleotides long. RefSeq lists its product as uncharacterized. The record is from RefSeq and is a predicted model, not a curated record. The transcript has a single exon. NCBI's taxonomy places the organism in Eukaryota, Fungi, Ascomycota, Sordariomycetes, Hypocreales, Nectriaceae. Bases 1 to 1554 code for a protein of 517 amino acids.